CGACAAGGCCCUCCUCCACUCUCUCCGCCGCAGUCGCCAGGUGCAGCAGAGCUGCGGCCAUCACGGACCCCUUCGCCAUCGCGGACGCCCUCUCCGCCGCCAGUUCCGCCCCGGCGUCGCAGUCCCUGUCCACCGGAUCGCAGCUCCACGCGUCCGGCAUAAAGCUGGGCGUCGUUUUCGCCGACACCUACACCUCGAACCAGCUCCUCAUCCACUACUCCAAGCGCGGGCAACUCGCCAGCGCGCUGGACGUGUUCGACGAAACGCCGAGCCGCAACCACGUCACCUGGACGGCUAUUGUGUCCGCCGCGGCGCGCGGCGGGGCGCCUGGCCUGGGCCUGCGGCUCUUCGCCUCCAUGCUCAGGAGCGGGUUCUGCCCCAACGAGUUCGCUCUGGCUAGCGCGCUCGGCGCUUGCUGCCAGUGGGUGGCGGCUGACGUGAAGCUGGGCCUCUCCCUUCACGGCCUCGCCGUCAGGGCCGUCCUGCAUGGAAACCCUUACGUGGGGAGCUCGCUGAUGCUGGUGUAUGCCAAGCACGGGCGUGUCGCUGCUGCGGAGCGAGUGUUCGCAGGCAUAGCUUCCGGUUCCAGAGACGUGGCGUGCUGGAACGCGAUGCUGGAGGGCUACGUCGCCAACGGCCAUGGGUAUGACGCGACGAGGACGGUGGCCCUGAUGCAUGGAUCUGGAAUAGCGCCUGACAUGUUCACCUACAUUUCGGCUGCGAAGGCUUCUUGGAUCGCCCGCGACUUGUAUUUCGGGCGGCAGGUCCAUGGUCUCGUCGUCCGCAGCGUGUUGGAGUCCAACAACACCUCAGUGAUGAACGCACUCAUGGAUAUGUAUUUCAAAGCGGGACAGAAGGAAACCGCUGCUGAUAUCUUUGGCAAGAUUCGGUGGAAGGAUACUGUUUCUUGGAACACGAUGAUAUCAGGCCUGGAGGACGAGAGGGCAGCUGCGGACUGCUUUGUCGACAUGGCACGGUGCGGCUGCAGGUCUAACCAAGUUACGUUCUCUGUCAUGCUGAGGCUGAGUGGCGCCUCCCUCGGCCUUCAGAUCUUCGGACUUGCCUACCGCCAUGGCUACUCUGACAACGUUCUUGUGGCGAACGCAGCCAUCAACAUGCUCUCGCGGUGUGGGCUGCUCAGCUGUGCCUAUGGCUACUUCUGUGAUCUCGGUGUCCGGAACGUCGUGACGUGGAACGAGAUGAUCGCGGGCUAUGGUCUGCACGGCUGUUCUGGAGACGCGAUGAGGCUCUUCCGCAGCUUGGUUUGCUUCGGAGCAAGACCGGACGAGUUCACCUAUCCAGCCGUUCUGUCUGCCUUCCAACAGGACCAUGAUGCAAGGAACCAUGAGCAAGUCCACGCAAGUGUUCUGAAACAGGGGUUCGCUUCAUGCCAGUUCGUGUCCACCUCGCUCAUCAAAGCAAAAGCGGCCCUUGGCUCCUCAGUUCUAGGUCCACUGAAGAUCAUCCAGGAUGCUGGCGAGAUGGAUUUGGUGUCAUGGGGAGUCGCCAUCUCUGCGUUCGUGAAGCAUGGCUUGGGUCAAGAGGCACUGUCUCUCUUCAACUCGUGCAGAGUUGACUGCCCAGAGAAGCCUGAUGAGUUCAUCCUGGGCACCAUCCUGAAUGCAUGUGCAAACGCCGCGUUGAUAAGGCAGUGCAGAUGCAUCCAUUCGCUCGUUGUCAGGACAGGACACAGCAAGCACUUGUGCGUGUCCAGUGCUUUGGUUGAUGCCUAUGCGAAAUGCGGUGACAUCACUGCUGCCAAAGGCGCUUUCGCUACGGUUUCGACCAAGGACGCCAUAGUGUACAACACCAUGCUGACAGCUUAUGCCAACCAUGGUCUGAUCCGUGAAGUCCUCAGCCUCUACCAAGAGAUGACUCAGCUUCAGUUGGCGGCUCCAACACCAGCUACGUUCGUUGCUGCCAUAUCAGCUUGCAGCCACCUCGGGCUAGUGGAGCAGGGGAAGCUUCUGUUCAGCUCCAUGCUGUCUGCGCACGGCAUGAAUCCCACAAGGGCCAAUUACGCAUGCCUGAUUGACCUCCUGGCGCGAAGAGGGCUCCUGGAAGAAGCAACAGGCGUUAUCCAGGCAAUGCCGUUCCAACCGUGGCCUGCAGUAUGGAGGUCACUGAUGAACGGUUGCCGGAUCCAUGGGAACAAAGAACUCGGUCUGCUUGCUUCGGAACAGAUCCUGAGGAUGGCACCAAACAGUGACGGCGCAUAUGUGUCGCUGUCGCAUGUCUACGCUGAAGAUGGAGAUUGGCGGUCUGCAGAGGACGCCAGGAGGAAGAUGGCUGAGAAUCAAGUGCACAAGGCGCAAGGUUACAGCAGUCUUCAGAUCUAGCCAUUCAGUUUUGUGUUCGCAGUGAAUGUAAAGUGUGAAAUGCUCUCUCUCUUUUUUUUGCCGGGCAUUUCCCCAAAAAAAAAAAUCCACACACAAUUACUCCUAAAAAUAGGUUUGGGCAUUUGAUGCACAUCUGUAGGAUCCUCAUGCUGCUGAAUACACGCUCACUGACUCGUGCUCUAUAGUUUAUAGCUUCAUUGUUAGGCAUCAGCGCUGGGGAGAGGGUCCUGUUCAAC
This is a messenger RNA of Zea mays, 2575 nucleotides long. RefSeq lists its product as uncharacterized. Gene Ontology annotation, molecular function: protein binding; RNA binding. Gene Ontology annotation, biological process: RNA modification. The record is from RefSeq and is marked provisional. Lineage: Eukaryota; Viridiplantae; Streptophyta; Magnoliopsida; Poales; Poaceae.